Messenger RNA from Argiope bruennichi, 658 nucleotides. RefSeq lists its product as uncharacterized. The record is from RefSeq and is a predicted model, not a curated record. The transcript is spliced from 4 exons. Bases 77 to 457 code for a protein of 126 amino acids. NCBI's taxonomy places the organism in Eukaryota, Metazoa, Arthropoda, Arachnida, Araneae, Araneidae.
GUUGGUACAUUGUUAGCAAAUACAGCAUUUUGUUGUCCUCAAUCCAAAAGCAGCAGCUAUUCUUCGAAUUUUCGCCAUGAAGUCCAUGUUGGUACUUUGCGUUUUUCUUGUUAUUGGAGCUGUCCAGUGUGCCAGAAUUCGAAGACAGGCGGUGACUGAGGCUCCAGUGGCGGCUACAACUGCGAAGACUGAUGGGAUGAACGUAGCUUUAGGUUUCAUGGUGGACGAACUGGACAAGGAAUCAGCUCUCGGAGGACCAGUGAAUCCUGCCGGUCUUAAAAAGGCUACUGUUCUUGCAUUGAAAAUCCAAUUGCUUGGAGGAAAAGUCGACGAACCCACCCAAGACAAAUUGGCUUCCCUCUUGGCAGAUGCAGCUGAUCCUAGCUACUCUCAAUAUGCUGGUGGAGCAUCGAAACCAGCUGACACCAAAGUGAACCUCUCUCAGUUUGGCGCAUAAGCUGUUGAUGCUAUCACUAUGCACGAUUGAAUAUCAGUCUUCUGGUUGACUAUGAACUCCUCCUUUUAUUACCUUUUUUUACCCUUGUGUUCAACUCAAAUCAUUUGAGUGUUUAUAUGCUCUGUUAAAAAUGCGUUAACUUUUGACUGGUUUUAAUUCUGUGUAGAAUAUUUUGUUGAAAUAAAAAUGUUUCUGCUGCCA